AUGGCUCACUACCAGCUCCUUGACUUGGCUCCUGAAGUGCUACACAAUAUCUUCCAGAACGUUGAACCGGCCGACCUGGCGUCUCUAGCGAGGACAUGUCGCCACCUGAACAGCUGCAUCAGAAACGAUGACUUCCUCUGGAGACUCCAGUAUCUGGCCCGCUUUGAUCCCCCUGUAGACGACGACACCAAGUCCUGGCGAGAGAGACUGUCCCGCUUGACCCAGUCGCUGGAAGAAGUGCUAACACAGACCCUGAGGCUGGCCCAGCAAGCCACUGCAUCAUCCACCAAGAUUACCGACUUCCUGUCAAAUCUCUACUCAAAGGGCAUCAACAUCACUACUAUACUAUGCAGAUCUAGCCUCUUCGCCCGCGCCCGACCUCGACAAUGGCCCGCCGCGUCCUCGGAGGAACUACGUCAACUCUCCGCCCAACUCCAUGUUCUGGCAGGCACGAACUUGGACGCCCCCUGGCCGACCGGGGCUGGCCGAUUGUGUCCGCACGUAGUGUCUCCUCUUCGUGCCCCGUUUGAUGAUAGCUACGACGACGACGACUAUGAAGACCCGGACAUCGACGAGAAUGACCAAAGCGAAGAAGAAAGUCAUCUCCUCCGAAGCAGCCCACGCCCCAUGCGAGAUGUGCACCCCUGGGCACGAUCCCGAGUGUACGACUUGCGCCGAUACAACCAUUUAAACAUGUGGGGACCCUUCACUGACGACGGCACCCAACGCAUUGAUUGGGAGAAGGUACAGGCCAUCAUGAUCGUCCUUGGCUAUAAUCACAGAAUGUACACCGAACGACGCGGACUGAGCGACACAGACGUCCUCGGCGGCCUCCGCGGUUCUCCUCCACCAUCGACGGGCGAAGGAAGCAGAUCUUCAGCCUCGUCAGCCCGAUCCAACAUCCUCAAACCCUGGGAAACCCCCUUCUCCGGCAUCGCGCCCGACAGCUACGUCUCGUCCCCGCUUACGGGGAAAAUCAAACCGGCUCCUAAUCCCAGCCUGGACGCACUCGACCCCUAUGGCGUCACGGGGACGUGGAUGCGCAUCGUCUGCUUCCUCGACUACAACGACCUGUACCGGUUCAAUUUCGAAAGAAACAUCGACAUUCCCAUGGAUCAGGAACGGGAGCCCAUUACGACGCGAGAGGCCUUCCGACUGAUCAGCUUGCAGUUGCACGUCACGAGGAUCGAGGAGCAAGAGGAGAAAGGAGAAGACGGAGAGGAUCUGCUGCCGGUGGUGUAUUUCGAAGGGACCAGUCGGAGCACCUUUAUGGCGUGGGAUCCUAACGCCCAUUCCAGGAUAAGAGGCUCCGUCCGCCAAACCCCUACCAAGGCGAUCCGCUGGACGUCCUUCUCCAUCUUCCACGGCGAAGAGCGCUGGCGCUCCGAGGGCGUGCAGAUCGGCGGACUGCGCAGCGCCCGCGGCAUCCUGGGCAACUGGUUCGACAAGGACUACGACGUGCACGGCCCCGCGGGACCAACCGCCUUCUGGAAGGUGUCGGACGACAUGGUCGAGGAGAAGAGGCACAACUUGCCGCAGAUGCUGCAGAUUUUCAUGGCCGAGUAG
This is a messenger RNA of Cladophialophora bantiana CBS 173.52, 1566 nucleotides long. RefSeq lists its product as uncharacterized. Lineage: Eukaryota; Fungi; Ascomycota; Eurotiomycetes; Chaetothyriales; Herpotrichiellaceae. The transcript has 4 exons. The coding region runs from base 1 to 1566 and encodes 521 amino acids. Gene Ontology annotation, biological process: SCF-dependent proteasomal ubiquitin-dependent protein catabolic process. The record is from RefSeq and is a predicted model, not a curated record. Gene Ontology annotation, molecular function: protein binding. Gene Ontology annotation, cellular component: SCF ubiquitin ligase complex.